Phragmites australis (common reed) is the source of this 2622-nucleotide messenger RNA. Its product is annotated as glutamate--tRNA ligase, cytoplasmic-like. Gene Ontology annotation, molecular function: ATP binding; glutamate-tRNA ligase activity. The coding region runs from base 281 to 2431 and encodes 716 amino acids. The transcript is spliced from 7 exons. Gene Ontology annotation, cellular component: methionyl glutamyl tRNA synthetase complex; cytosol; cytoplasm. The record is from RefSeq and is a predicted model, not a curated record. Lineage: Eukaryota; Viridiplantae; Streptophyta; Magnoliopsida; Poales; Poaceae. Gene Ontology annotation, biological process: translation; glutamyl-tRNA aminoacylation.
ACGGACCGUGGAUCCAGUGGUAGAACUGGAAAGCUGCAAUAUUUGACGAGCCUCCGAGGGUUUCCUUUCCUCUCGUGCCCCUGUCCCCUGUUCUACCGCCGCCGCCGCGAUUCGUUGUGCCUCUUCGCGGCCGACCUUGCCGCCGGCGACGCGAGACAACAAGACAGGCCUACACCCACGGAAGUCAUCUCUCAAGGAGAGGCGUCGCCUUGCUCUUCCCCGCCCCUCUAAUUCUUCUUCUGUGGACAGAUUCCCCGCUCUUUGGAUUGCAAGGGGCUGGAUGGAGGCAAAACUAGCAUUCGCGCAGGACAGCCCGCCGCUUUCCAUUAUCUCUGCUGCCAAGAUUGCUGGUGUUUCCCUGACCAUUGAUCCUAGCCUUGCCUCAGGUUCAGUGCCCACGCUACAUCUUGGUUCUGGGGAUUUUAUCCAUGGCAUCAGCACAAUUCUUCGUUACAUUGCACGUGUCGUGUCUAUUCCCAGCUUCUAUGGACAAGAUGCUAUUGAGGCUGCACAUGUUGAUCAAUGGCUCGAGUAUGCCCCAGUCGUUCUUUCAGGCUCUGAGUUUGAAACUGCUUGCUCAUUUCUAGAUGGGUACUUGGCAUCUCGAACCUUUUUGGUUGGCUAUAGUCUGUCGAUUGCUGACAUUGUAGUAUGGUCGAAUCUCGCAGGAACUGGUCAACGAUGGGAAAGUCUAAGGAGGUCCAAGAAAUAUCAAAACCUUGUUCGCUGGUACAACAGUGUAGCUGUAGACUAUGCAGACAAACUAGAUGAAGUUAUAGCAGCUUAUGUUGGGAAGCGAGGGAUUGGGAAAUCUCCAGCACCAAGCCUGAGAGAAAAGGUGCAUGAUUCAAAGGAGAAUACCUCAGGUCCUGAAGUAGAUCUUCCAGGUGCGAAAGUUGGGGAGGUCUGUGUUCGUUUUGCCCCGGAACCUAGCGGCUAUCUCCACAUUGGGCAUGCAAAGGCUGGGUUACUGAAUAAGUAUUUUGCAGAGAGAUAUAAAGGGCGUCUAAUAGUUCGAUUUGAUGACACAAAUCCGUCAAAAGAAAGCAAUGAAUUUGUUGAGAACGUCCUGAAAGAUAUUGAUACGCUUGGAAUCAAAUAUGAUGUGGUUACAUACACAUCGGAUUAUUUUCCAAAGCUUAUGGACAUGGCUGAAAAUCUGAUUAAGCAGGGUAAGGCAUAUGUUGACGACACGCCUAAGGAGCAAAUGAGGAGUGAGAGGAUGGACGGUGUGGAAUCUAAAUGUAGAAACCAGACUGUUGAAGAGAAUCUGUCAUUGUGGAGAGAGAUGGUUAAUGGAACUGAAAGGGGUAUGCAGUGUUGCAUACGGGGUAAACUUAACAUGCAAGACCCUAACAAAUCACUCCGAGAUCCUGUUUACUACCGUUGCAACACUGAUCCCCAUCAUCGUGUUGGUUCAAAAUACAAGGUUUAUCCAACAUAUGACUUUGCUUGCCCAUUUGUUGAUGCAUUGGAAGGAGUGACUCAUGCUCUUCGUUCAAGUGAAUACCAUGAUCGGAAUGCACAGUACUAUCGUAUCCUUCAAGAUAUGGGUCUGCGGAGGGUAGAGAUCUAUGAGUUCAGCAGGUUGAAUAUGGUUUACACACUUCUUAGCAAGCGUAAGCUUCUCUGGUUUGUACAAAACAAGAAGGUGGAUGACUGGACUGAUCCACGCUUCCCUACUGUACAAGGCAUAGUACGUCGUGGCUUGAAGAUCGAAGCAUUGAUACAGUUUAUACUUGAGCAGGGUGCUUCAAAAAAUCUAAAUCUAAUGGAGUGGGAUAAACUCUGGACAAUCAAUAAGAAGAUAAUCGAUCCAGUGUGUGCAAGGCAUACUGCUGUGCUGAAAGACCAACGUGUGCUCUUGACUCUUACUAAUGGUCCAGAAGAGCCAUUCAUUCGAAUCUUACCAAGGCACAAGAAAUAUGAGGAUGCUGGAAAGAAGGCUACAACCUUCACAAACAGAAUUUGGUUAGAGUACGCUGAUGCAUCAGUCAUCGUCACCGGUCAGGAAGUCACUUUGAUGGACUGGGGAAAUGCUAUCAUUAAAGAAAUCAAGACAGAGAAUGGAAUAAUUACUCAACUUGUUGGUGAACUCAAUCUUAAGGGGUCAGUGAAGUUGACUAAGUUGAAGCUAACGUGGCUUCCUGAUAUAGAAGAUCUCGUACCUCUAUCUUUGGUUGAAUUUGACUACCUAAUUAAUAAGAAAAAGCUGGAGGAAGAUGAGGACUUCAUUGACAAUCUCAAUCCUUGCACGCGACGAGAAACUUCAGCUCUUGGAGACCCGAACAUGCGGAAUCUGAAACAAGGAGAAAUCAUACAGCUUGAAAGGAAAACGUACUACAGGUGUGAUGUUCCAUUUAUCCGGCAGUCCAAACCCAUUGUUCUUUUUGCAAUACCAGAUGGCCGACAACAGUCCACACUGAACUAGGAGUCUUGGAUGCUUUCUCGGCACUUGAAUUACAAGUUAAUUUGGUUCAGUUAUAGUAUUUUGCAUUUCUGGACAUUGUGUGUUUUAAUCAUGUUACGGAUCAACUCCUGUAAUGAACUAAUGAUCAAAAUUCGGAAGUCAGAAUGUAAGAUUCGGCACUAUAAUUAAUAUCGACUAUUUUGCUUCGUUUU